Molecule: messenger RNA, 2193 nt
Organism: Hyaena hyaena (striped hyena)
Lineage: Eukaryota; Metazoa; Chordata; Mammalia; Carnivora; Hyaenidae
Gene: SOAT2
Product: sterol O-acyltransferase 2
Exons: 15
Coding region: 201-1775 (524 amino acids)
Biological process (GO): cholesterol metabolic process; cholesterol homeostasis; cholesterol efflux
Cellular component (GO): endoplasmic reticulum membrane
Molecular function (GO): fatty-acyl-CoA binding; cholesterol O-acyltransferase activity; cholesterol binding
Source: RefSeq, a predicted model, not a curated record
CAGCAGAGCGGAGCCUGGAGCCGAAAAGCUUUACCCUCUUAGACCUGAUAACCGAUUGUGCUCCUGGAGGUCCCCUCCUCCUCCAAGGACUUUAGUCUUUGGAGCUGUCAGAGGAGCGGAGUGAGAUAAGAGCUUGGCAGGCUGUGAAGGAAGGGAGGGAGCGCUCAAUAGCCGCCUACUGCCCGGUCGGGACUCACAUCAUGGAGCCCAGGGCAGCCAGAUUGCGGAAGGGAGAAGGGCCGAGAGGAGAGCAAGACGACCGACGCUCCGGAGGUGGAAACACUGAGAAGGACAGAGGCCUGGACUUGGUGCAAUGGACCCGACAUAUGGAGGCUGUGAAGACACAGUUGCUAGAGCAAGCACAGGGACAGCUGCUGGAGCUGCUGGAUCGGGCCAUGCAGGAGGCCGUCCAGGCCUACCCACCACAAGGCGGACCUCUGCCUUCCAAUCCUCCAGAUUCCUUGAACAAGGCCCGGGAACCAUCCCUGGGGAAGCAGAAAACUUUCAUCAUCCGAAAGUCCCUGCUUGACGAGCUGAUGGAAGUGCAGCAUUUCCGCACCAUCUACCACAUGUUCAUCGCCGGCUUGUGUAUCUUCAUCAUCAGCACCCUGGCCAUCGACUUCAUUGAUGAGGGCAGGCUGAUGCUGGAGUUUGACCUACUGAUCUUCAGCUUUGGACAGCUGCCCUUGGCGCUGAUGACAUGGGUCCCCAUGUUCCUGUCUACUCUGCUGGUGCCCUACCAGGCCCUGCGCCUGUGGGCCAGGCCCCGGGCAGGAGGGGCCUGGAUGCUGGGGGUGGGCCUGGGCUGCUUGCUGCUGGCUGCCCACACCGCGGUGCUCUGGGUCCUCCCGGUCCACGUGGCCCUGAAGUAUCAGCUCCCUCCUGCCUCCCGCUGUAUCCUAGUCUUCGAGCAGGUCAGGCUCCUAAUGAAGAGCUACUCCUUCUUGAGAGAGGCUGUGCCUGGGACCCUUUGUGCCAGAGGAGGUGAGGGCAUACGGGCCCCCAGUUUCUCCAGCUACCUUUACUUCCUCUUCUGCCCCACAUUAAUCUACAGGAAGACUUACCCCAGGACACCCAACGUCAGGUGGAAUUAUGUGGCCAAGAACUUUGCCCAGGCCCUGGGCUGCGUACUCUAUGCCUGCUUCAUCUUGGGCCGCCUCUGUGUUCCUGUCUUUGCUAACAUGAGCCGGGAGCCCUUCAGUACCCGGGCUCUGGUGCUGUCUAUCAUGCAUGCCACGUUACCAGGCAUCUUCAUGCUGCUGCUCAUCUUCUUUGCCUUCCUCCACUGCUGGCUCAAUGCCUUCGCAGAGAUGCUACGGUUUGGAGACAGAAUGUUCUAUCGGGACUGGUGGAACUCCACGUCCUUCUCCAACUACUACCGCACUUGGAACGUGGUGGUCCAUGACUGGCUGUACAGCUACGUCUAUCAAGAUGGGCUGUGGCUUCUUGGUGGCCGGGCCCGAGGGGCAGCCAUGCUGGGUGUGUUCCUGGUUUCUGCCGUGGUCCAUGAGUACAUCUUCUGCUUUGUCCUGGGAUUCUUCUAUCCUGUCAUGCUGAUGCUCUUCCUUGUCUUCGGAGGGCUGCUGAACUUCAUGAUGCAUGAUCGGCACACAGGCCCAGCAUGGAAUGUGCUAAUGUGGACCUUGCUCUUUCUGGGCCAAGGCAUCCAGGUCAGCCUGUACUGCCAGGAAUGGUAUGCACGGCGACACUGCCCCCUACCCCAGACAACCUUCUGGGGGCUGGUGACACCUCGAUCUUGGUCCUGCCAUACCUAGAAGACAGAGGACCGUCACUCUCCUGGGGAUACCACCGAGUCCUUCUCUGCCUACAAAGCCUCGGACCAGAGCUCCUCUCCCUACAAUCCUAGAUCUAGCUCCAAGUCAAGGGGGUGUGGCAGGCAUGACCCCACCAGGGAAUUCCAGGGACUGAGAUCUGAGAUUCUAGGGACCUGUAGAACCGCUAAGCACAGACUCACAGUGGUGGUGGCUCCUGAGCUGCCAGCCCCACAGAUUGGGCACAGAGCCCCCUCCUACCUCAUGACGGUCCAGACUUGGGGAUACUUGAAGGAUCUUAUAGAUUUGGUGAAUGUGGGGUGGCUUAGAGAAACGAGGGCCACCAAGAUCUGAGAAAGGUUUGGCUCUUUCUUUGUACUGUUUCCAAUACAAUAAUAAAGUUUAUGUCUCUUUUUAUUCA